ACAGCUCUACAUCUGAUAAUACUUCAAAACGUCAACAAAACAAAAUUGCAAAGAAUGGAAAAUGAACUCAAAGUUUAUCAAAAAUAUGGUGUCAUAACUUAUGAAUGUUAUACAUGUUAAAUGUAAAAAAUAAAUAGCAUUCAUGAAAAUAAACUAAAAUGAGUUGGUUUGAUGCAGCAGGUCUAGCAAAUAUUGCCAAAUCAGCUUUGAAAGAAGCACAACGUACCAUUGACAAAGCUCUAGAUAUUAAAGAUGAUGGUUUGAAUGAUAAUAAUAUACCACUCGACAUUAAUAAUGAUGAUAUCAUUGGAACUUGGGCUGUGUCCCAACCUACUAAAACAGAAAUAAAGAAAGAAAAUGCAGAUAUUCAAAAUAGUAUAUGGGGAUCUUUCACUGGAUCAUUUUUUGAUCAUGCUAAAGAAUACAACAAGAGUGUAUCUCUUGAUGGAUUGGAUGAUUCAACUGACAUAAAUUCACAACAUUUUAGUCAGAGUAAACUUGUUGUGGAUAGUAUGAAUGAGUUUGACAAUAAUGAAAUAGGCAAGAACGAAGAAUUUUCAGUAAGAGCUGAUCAGUCUAGUUCUAUGAAUAAAGAAAUACCUAAUGAAUUUGUUAUUGAAGAACGUGAGGGGGUAACUCCAACAGCUAAUAACAUAUCUGAUGGAGCUCCAAAAGGAGGGUCAGAAAUCAAAGAUGCUGCUGAAUCAAUUGAAAAUGGCGAAGAACCUAACUCGCAAGAAAAUUAUUCAGUUCAUAAUAUUGUAUCCAAGGAUUAUGUAGAAAUCAAUAAGAAGAAUGAAAUUACAGGAGAAAUAAUAUGUAUUGAGCCAGAUAUUGGGUAUAAAGAAUUUAAUGAUGAAAAGGAAACUGAUGAAAUGCAAAUCAAAAACGAUGAAAUUUUAUCUUUUGCCUGUCCCCCAGAAAAUAUUCCCCUACCUGAAGCUAUUACUGUACCUCCUGGCAGAAAACCAAAUCAGCUUCUUAUCACCGAUACUAUACUUAUUAGCACCCAACCUCAAAGUUCUCAGCAAGAAAUUCCGGAAAUAUUGAGAAACACAAAUGUAAUAGAUAUACCUGUGGAAGAUGACUCCUUUCAGAGCAGUUCCGAAAAUACUUUGGAUCUAUCAACUGAUGAAGGUUCACAUUCAGAUGUAACAGUUAAAGCAUCAGAGAACAAUGAAGAUUGUGAUAGUGAAAAUGACACAUUUUUCGUAGACUCUAAAAUAUCUGAUUCAACUUCUGAUAAGAACUCUGUUUCUGGAAAUGGAUUUGUACAAAGUGACUCCAAUUCCCUCACCUAUGAUGGCAUCUCCUCUGAAAAUCUUUCCAUAAUACAGUUGGAAAUGCCUCCCAGAGAUUAUUCACCAUUUAGUUCUGAUAAAUCGGACCUAGUGAAAAUAGGUUCUGAUCAUACCUCUGGUCAUACUUCUGGAGAUGAGCUUGAAACAACUACAUCAUCUGAUAUAGAAAUCAUUUCCAGUCCUAAUGGGGAUUCAAGCAGCACACAGAGCCACCAUAGCCCGCUCAAUAAAUUAGAAACGAAAAUAGUUAAAGAAGGUUCAGAAGUUGUUAUAGAAGGUGAAGUGAAUAAGAAAAAAAUUAAAAGCCACAAUAGAGAAUUGUCAGAAGCUUCUAGCAUCAGUGAUGAUCCACAUUCCCUAGACGUAGAUAAAUUGCUUAAGAAGAUUACAGAAAUGACAGAAAUUUUGGAAUCAAGAGAAAUAAAGAUAGUUGAAAUUAAUCGAAAGAAUCUGGAGUUACAAGAGGUGAAUAUGGAACUAAAAACGCAUUUGAAUUCUGCUGUUUCUAAACAAUUAGAAUGCCAAGAUUUGACACAAGUAACUGAAGAGUACGCUCAAAGAAUGUCUGUGUUAGAAAAAAAAUUUCAGCAAGCAAUACGAGAAAAAGAUAGUUUGAGAAAAGAACUUGAACAAGCCAAACAAGAAUCAUCAAUGAGAUUAAGUAAAGGUGAUUUUGAAAUGAUAGUAAAUGAGAAAGACGAAAUGAUAAAACAACUAAGAGAAGAAGGAGAAAAGUUAUCUAAACAACAGUUACAUCAUUCGAAUAUAAUAAAAAAACUAAGGAUGAAAGAGAAAGAAAAUGAGACCACAAUCAAACAACUCAAAGAAAGGGUGGAAGAUUUCACAUCUGAAACGGACAGAUUGAAACGAACAGUGAAUGCGAAGGAAGAAGUUGAGAGAACACAAAUUGAAGCAGUCAAUAAUUUAACAUCGAAAAACAAGAAAUUAGAAAAUGAAUUGGCAAAAGUGCAAAGUGAACUGGAUGAUCAGGUUCAAAAAUAUGAAACAUUGAAAAAGUCUUUGGAGGUGGCAAGAAAGGAAUUGAAUGACAAAAAUCGAAUAACCAAUCAAUUAUCAGCAAAGGAACAGAUGUUAGAAGUUCUUGAAAAUGAAAAAAAAGUGGCUGAAUCACAGAGUCAGGAUGUUAUAAAUCAGCUGCAAUAUUUGAGGAUGAAAUUGCAUGAAUGUGAAAGUCAAUAUUUAGAAAAAGAACAACAGUUCCGAAUGGAAAAUAACGAAUUACUUAUUAGACUUGAGAAUGCAGAAAGCCGAAAUGAAGAAUUAUCUCAAUCAGUGUUAGAAGUGAGUAAACCUUUACUUAGACAAAUAGAAGCUUUACAAGCAAAUCAAACAGUGAAAUUAGCAGCUUUUGAAAAAACUGAGUUGGAAUUCACCUCAAAAAUAAAUGAACUUCAAUUCCGUCUAUCUUCAGCUUCAAACAAUGAAAAAAGUUCAAAAGAAGAAUGUUUGAAGCUGAAUUCGAAGUUGUCCAGCUUGGAAGGAGAAUUCAGUGGUAUUAAACAUGAAAAAGAACUCUUGGAAAUUCAAUUCAAUCAACUGAAAACUGAAAAAAUGAUAUUAGAGCAAAAAUUGAAAAGUAAAAUUGACAAUUUGAAAUCUGAAGUAAAAAUUAGAAACGAUAAGAUUGAGUCACUAAACAAAGAAAUCGCAAUAUUAAAAACUUCUAACAAGAAAUCUGUUGAAGAUGUAGAUCAUAAAGAUUCAUCUCAACUAUCGAAUACAAAGCAGGAUAUUGAUUAUAACAUGGAUGAUACUAAUUCUAAUCCAAGAAGUAAUUCUCCAACAUUGAGUGUUGGAAAAGCUUCAGUAGCAGAUUCCAUGGUUAGUUCAGUAUGGUCCCAACUUGAAUCAUUCGAUAUGGGUCAUGUUCCUCGUUUUUCCAAUAUGUUUGAAAUGCAAAUGCUACAAACCAAUCUUCAGCAAAAGGAAGGAGAGCUGCAACAGCUUCAAUGGGAAAUGAACAGAAGGGAACAAGAAAGGAAUUUGAUGAAUGCUGAUCUUAUGUCUUUGACAAGCAAGGUGGACGAUUUAACAAAAGAUUUAGUAGAAUAUGAAUCUUUGAAAGCUAAAUUUGAGGAGCUUCAAGAGCAGUACGAUCUACUAUGUCAGAUGUAUGGUGAAAAAGUGGAUGAAGUUGAGGAAUUAAAAUUGGAUCUUUUAGAAGCUAAAGAAGCUUAUAAGAGUCAGCUAGAUGAGCUGCUUAAAGUAAAUAGCUCAUAGCUUUAAUUUUUCUCUGAUAAUUGUGAUAGCUUAAUAGCAUAGUGGUUAUGUAUAAUAUACAAUGUUAUAUAUUUGGACUGAUUAUGGUAUACAUUGUGAGAGUUCAUAUAAGUAUUUAAUUUCAGUUGUUUCAAACAAUAUAUUAUAUAUUUUGUGUUCUA
Messenger RNA from Harmonia axyridis, 3703 nucleotides. RefSeq names its product TATA element modulatory factor-like. Bases 159 to 3542 code for a protein of 1127 amino acids. The transcript is spliced from 2 exons. NCBI's taxonomy places the organism in Eukaryota, Metazoa, Arthropoda, Insecta, Coleoptera, Coccinellidae. Gene Ontology annotation, cellular component: endoplasmic reticulum; Golgi apparatus. The record is from RefSeq and is a predicted model, not a curated record.